GCUGUUCAGCGCUUGAGGGAAACUCUACUGAGCUUUCACCAGAGAGAAGCCGAGAAAGAGUGAGACAUCUGUACCUGAAAAGCAAAGCUAAUUAAAGGAGACGUCCCAGGACAGCGUUGAAGGAGAGGGGAUAGAAACAGACCAGACCUUUGGCCCCUUCUCUCUGCAAACCUUCACCUCUCAACCCCUCUGAGGAUCUCAGACGUUAGAGUCCGUCUGGACCCACCGAUGGAAGCCCCGACCCUGGCUGAGAUGGGAGACCUGUGUCACCCCCGCUCUUGCUCUCCAGAGGGUGAGACAGUCUGUGAGGCUUUAGCCCGCUACGAGAGCACCCUCCGUGACGCCAUCAGGGAGAUCCAGGUGGACGUCAGCGCCUUCAAGCUGGGCAUGGAGCGCCGGCUGGAGGAGGCGGUCAACCUGAGUGGGCCUCUGGGUCGAGCCGUGGUGCAGCUGCAGCAGGAGAACCGGCAGCUCCGGGGUCAGCUGGAGGCCCUCGCCCUGCAGGUGGAGCUCCUGAGCGGGAUGGCGUGUGACAGGAGCGCCCUGCUGAACAACAACAACAAUCACAACCACGGUCAGAAUCACAAGAACCACCUCGGUGACAUUCAGGAGAACCAUCAGGAGAUAAGGGAGGUGGUCUACGGGAAGGGUCAGGCCCACACUCAGACCUACGGUGGCCUCGGAGGUCAGUCCGGUCCGGCGUCUCCGCCCGUCUCCUUCUCGUCCUCCCCGAGCUCCAGCAGUCCUCCCGUUGGCUCCAGAGUUUCCUCCAUGGUGACGGGCCCGGUGUCAAGCGGCAGCCCGUCCACGGCUCGCUUCUCCAGCCGAGCCACAUUCUCUGUGUCCAGCAAGACCAACAGUAUUGAGCGAGAGGAGCCAAUAGAGGUGGACCCCACCCCGACACAUACUGGACUGGAGAACGGACACGCUGCUACUACAGAACAUUCAGAGUUGGUACACGGAAAGAUUUCUCCACCCAUUGACUUCCCACACGAGCACACUGCCCCCGUCGCCAUGAGGAUGCCCCACCUCCCCAUCACCGCCACAACCAAGACGGCAGAAAUGAAAGGCCCCGACUCUCCCAGCAGCCCCGUUAGUUCUCGUUCCUCUCCGGUCUCUGAGGCCUCACCUGCCGGCCAAUCAGCUGCUAGCACCAACCAGACCCAACCAAUAGACGAGUUUCCGAUUCAACCAGUAUCGUCAACAUGGACUCCUACACCUAUCAGAGCUCUGGGAUCCCCCGCCUUCAAGAAAGCUUACUCAGCCCCGGCUAAGACUGUGACCUACUCAGGGUUAUUGCAGCAUGACCGAGACGGUGACGUUAGCAGCGACAGAUCCUUCGGCCAUGUGGUCGAGAAGAGGCGGGAGCUGGUGAGGUCGCAGACUCUGCCGCGUAACAUCGGCGCUCAGGCUCGUCGAUCUAUCUUUGAGAGACUGGACUCUGAAGCCAGUAACAGUCGCCCCAAACCGGUGGACUCCAAACCCACACUGAAGCGGUCUCAGAGUUUUGGGGUGUCCAGCGCCAGCAGCAUCAAGCAGAUCCUUCUGGAGUGGUGCCGCUCCAAGACCAUCGGCUACCAGAACAUCGAGCUCCAGAACUUCUCGUCCAGCUGGAGCGAUGGGAUGGCGUUCUGCGCUCUGGUGCACUCCUUCUUCCCCACCGAGUUCGACUACAACUCGCUGUCGCCCGCCGACCGCAAACACAACUUUGAGCUGGCGUUCGGCACUGCAGAAGUGAAGGCCGGCUGCGACCGUCUGAUCGAGGUGGAGGACAUGAUGAUCAUGGGCCGCAAACCGGACCCCAUGUGUGUCUUCACCUACGUCCAGUCGCUCUACAACCACCUGCGCAAGUUUGAGUGAAGACCUCGACAGCUUUUCAACCUUCUUCAUUUCUUUACAAACCAGACUUUGAGCUGAUUGGAGCUCCAGAAGAGGCAUCGGGGACAAUUUAUAAAAACUACACUGACCCCUGGUGGUGGAUUAGAGAACAUGCCGUCCACACACUGCAGGAGAAGAGCUCUCAGCUCAGUGCACACAUGCACAGUGGACGUUGGAUGUUGACUGGUGGUGAUAAUGCUGUUUGUCUUGUGAUGUAAGCUGUAAUGAAGAAGAUGAAUUUACACACAAACAUCAGGGGUUUGGUUUGUCAACACUAGUUUUUUUUUUUUUCUGUGUGUAGUUGAGAUAAGAGUGCAACUAUUGCUGUGUUGUGUACGUCUUUAUUAUCACCACACCUGUUUGAAAGUGAGUAUUAACCUUUAAUGUUGCAGGAAGAGAGGAAGUGUGUUUCACAAAUGUAUAACUGAACUGUUUGUGUUGAAGCAGAGAACACGGUGGGAUUGUCUGACUAAAUAAAAUGAUAUAUAUGUUGCUGACUGAUAUUUACAUCCACGUAUGCUGUGAUAUUGAGAUGAUGAGUU
This is a messenger RNA of Anoplopoma fimbria (sablefish), 2420 nucleotides long. RefSeq names its product smoothelin, like (gene smtnl2). The transcript is spliced from 10 exons. Gene Ontology annotation, biological process: actin cytoskeleton organization. Gene Ontology annotation, molecular function: protein binding. Gene Ontology annotation, cellular component: microtubule organizing center; filamentous actin. The record is from RefSeq and is a predicted model, not a curated record. Lineage: Eukaryota; Metazoa; Chordata; Actinopteri; Perciformes; Anoplopomatidae. Bases 229 to 1860 code for a protein of 543 amino acids.